AUGUAUGCACAGUUGUGGUGUGUCUGCAUAGUUGUUGUAUCAGCCCUUGCUGAUGACCAGCUUGUGAAUGACUGUAUCCUGACCGGUGGAGACAAGAAGUCGGCAGCAGAACAAGCUCUCCACCAAAGACUGGCUCCUCUGAAGAAUAUGAGUUUCCAGGUCAGCGUUAAGAAUGGUGAAGAUUCCUACAUGUACAAGUUUGUAGUGUGUGGCCGAGUUGAUUCCAGCACACCCUCAAAUGCAGGACUGGUACAAUCCAAAACGGGCUCAGCAGAUACCGUGAUUGGUCGCAUCAAUGACACCCACAUCAUCAGUGGAACGGAUUGGAUCAUGCUAUUCUACAAAUCUGGAGACAAGUAUGACAAUCACUGUGAUAAAGAAUCAAGGCAGGCCAUGGUCAUGAUAUCCUGCAACAAGAACACCCUGGGGGCUGGAUUUACGAUAAUUAGCGAGGAGAGGAACAAAACAAACAAUUGUUUCUAUCUGUUUGAGAUGGACAGUAGUGUCGCUUGUCCAGCGGAGGAAUCCCAUCUCAGUGUGGGCUCCAUUCUUCUCAUUGUGGUUUGCGUGUUAGUUGCAGUUUAUAUCAUCGGUGGAUUCCUUUAUAAGCGUUUUGUCGUUGGAGCUAAAGGGAUAGAACAGUUCCCCAACAUCACUUUUUGGCAAGAGUUUGGCAACCUGGUAGCGGACGGCUGUGACUUUGUGUGCCGAUCUCGGCCCCGGUCUUCAGAAACCGCCUACCGCGGAGUUGGAGAUGAUCAGCUUGGAGAAGAGCCAGAAGAAAGAGAUGACCACUUACUACCUAUGUGA
Staurois parvus is the source of this 810-nucleotide messenger RNA. The record is from the annotation of a GenBank genome assembly. Lineage: Eukaryota; Metazoa; Chordata; Amphibia; Anura; Ranidae.